Messenger RNA from Bombus pascuorum, 1756 nucleotides. RefSeq names its product mortality factor 4-like protein 1 (gene MRG15). NCBI's taxonomy places the organism in Eukaryota, Metazoa, Arthropoda, Insecta, Hymenoptera, Apidae. The coding region runs from base 139 to 1149 and encodes 336 amino acids. The transcript has 6 exons. The record is from RefSeq and is a predicted model, not a curated record. Gene Ontology annotation, cellular component: nucleus; NuA4 histone acetyltransferase complex. Gene Ontology annotation, biological process: chromatin organization; regulation of DNA-templated transcription.
UCUGCUUUAAAUUGAUCAGUGGAAAUCAAUUGUUUUGCAUUGGCACGAAUUAUCGGGUAAUUUCUUAAAUUUCGGCGAUAUUUAAAACUAACGGCUCAAAAACUAACUGUCAAAAUAAGCAAUUCAGAAGACACGAGCAUGCCGCCCAAGUGUAAAUUUCAAGAAGGGGAGAAGGUUCUGUGCUUCCAUGGGCCAUUAAUAUAUGAAGCAAAAUGUCUAAAGUCCUCCAUUACUAAAGAAAAGCAAAUUAAAUAUUUCAUUCAUUAUGCAGGCUGGAAUAAGAAUUGGGACGAGUGGGUUCCUGAAAGUCGAGUACUUAAAUACAACGAAGCAAAUGUACAAAGGCAAAGAGAGGUUCAAAGAGCACAUUCGAAUCAACAAUCUGCCCAGAAAAAUAAAAAGGGUAGUACCUCAUCCAAAACUCAAGGACGCAGGAGUGAAGGUGGUCGUGAGAAGGAUACCGAUAGUAGAGCUAGCACUCCUGUUGCAACAGUUGAUAAAGGUGUCAGUCGGUUCAGUAAAAGUACUGGAAGUAGCGUUACACCAUCGUCGUCGCAUGAUUCCACGUCGGAUGCACCACGCAAGAAGCGCAGCCGAUUAGAACCAUCUGGUGAAACGGAAGAAUAUCUCACUAAAGUGGAAGUUAAAGUUAAGAUACCAGAGGAAUUAAAGUUCGUACUUAUAGAUGAAUCAGAAGUAAUAUUGAAAUAUCAUAAACUACCUGCUUUACCUGUGAAAAAUACAGUCGACAAAAUUUUAGAUGACUAUGUAGAUUCAAAGUCGAUAGGAAAAAAUGAUUCUGUUAGGGAAAGUACAUUAGAAAUAACUAAAGGUAUUCGCGAAUAUUUCAAUAUUUCUCUAGGAUUACAAUUGUUAUAUAAGUGGGAACGUCCACAAUUUAUACAAAUUAUGAAUGAUAAUCCCGAAACACUGCCCAGUCAACUAUACGGUGCAUUUCAUUUACUAAGGCUAUUUGUGAGACUUGGAGGAAUGUUGUCUUACACUACAUUGGAUGAAAGAAGCAUACAAUUGUUACUGUCUCACUUUCAUGAUUUUUUACAAUACUUACAGAAAAAUAAUACUGAACUUUUUAAUCUUCAACAAGACUAUGCAGACUCACCACCCGAUUAUCACAGGAAAUAUGCCUAAGUUAGUAUAAAUGUUUGGAUACUUUUAAUUAAAUCCAGCAAUAUUACAAUAUUUUAUCUGAGAUUAUUAAUAAGGCAGCUGCAAUAUUUCUUCAAGAAAUAUAUAUAUGUACAUUUACGCGUUAUUAGAAAUUAUUCAAUAUAGAAGAUAGAAUAAUAUAAGAAAAAUCCCAAGAAUUGUAAAAAUUGUGUCGAAGUUUUCUCGAAAACUUUCCGCUGUGUGAAUAUAGCAUUUUAGUUUAAGUGCACAAAAAAUGUAACACAUUUUAUAGUAUAUGAAUUAGUUUAGGUUAAAAUAUUAAUAUGAUUAAUAUGAAUAUAUAUAUGUAUAUAUACAUGUAUAUACAUAUGUGUAUAUAUAUAUAUAUAUAUAUCUUUUAUUUAUUGUAAAUAUAAUGUAUUACGAUUUUACUAUCUAAUUACAAUUUUAUACAUAUUUGGAAAUACUCAAUUCACGAGCGUAGCUCGUGUUUGAUUAAUACCAUUCUGAAUGCACGUUUUAUCUUUUCUUGCUUUUUUAACAGUUUUCAGUUAAAAUUAUUUUAAAUUACCGAGAUUACAAAAUUACGUUAUGUAUAUUUAUUAUGAAUUAAAUAUACAUAUCAGAA